Messenger RNA from Anopheles stephensi (Asian malaria mosquito), 3895 nucleotides. Its product is annotated as guanylate kinase. The transcript is spliced from 5 exons. Bases 835 to 1521 code for a protein of 228 amino acids. Gene Ontology annotation, molecular function: GMP kinase activity. Gene Ontology annotation, biological process: purine nucleotide metabolic process. NCBI's taxonomy places the organism in Eukaryota, Metazoa, Arthropoda, Insecta, Diptera, Culicidae. Gene Ontology annotation, cellular component: cytosol. The record is from RefSeq and is a predicted model, not a curated record.
GCGCGGCAGCUGUCUGUAUGUGUGUGUGUGUGCUUCUGCGUAAUUUCUGUUUUCGGUACCCUUGCAUACAAAGGAAAAGUUGGUUCGUUUCGUUCGUGCAUGUUCGUGCAUGCCAGUCCGAGUGUGAAAAUUUUGGGUGAAAAUUCGGUCAGUGCAAAAACAUCACCGAUACCGGCAAGCCGGCAGCCCGAGAGCGCAGUUCUCACAGCCCGUGGAAAAUUCCACUGAUGUUACUCAACAACAACGUCGUCCUGUGCCGGAUCGCUACAGCUGCACUGCGGGUUAAUUGCGCGUACGGGAAGCCUACAUACUGCCAAAGCACUUUUACCAGUCGGCAAACACAGAACCAGUGCCAGAACAAUCUUCAGUAUUUAGCAAAAGGUAAAGGGGUUGUUUAACGGGGUAGCAACAACCAUUCCGGAAGUGGCAAAAACGUGUCCAUGCGGUACCACGGACGACGAUGGUGGUGACCGAUUUGAGCGCUUUGAGCUUGCUUUGUAAAUGAACUGAUUGCAAACCGCGACGUGGAGCGAAUCUGGUGCCAAAGUAGGCUCUAUCCACAAUCGAUUCUAAAAACGGUUCUACCUCACAGCGAAAAGCCUUUGCUGCGGUUCACGUAGGACCUUUUCCUUGCAAACUGCCGGUUGAUGUAGUAGAACUUAACAAAAAGGGCAAUCAUUAAGAACCAUCGGCAUAUAGCGGCUGUGCGUGUUUCUACCUAACUUGGGCUUUAAGAAAACAUACCUACGAAACAAACGCCAAAUUCGUUAACAUCCAGCUUCCUGUGACUAACAACUAUCCGGCGCAUUCCGUGUUAUAACACCGAGUCUCAUCAUGCUUACACUAACUGUGUUAAUUGCAAGGGCAUUUUCAAGCCUUAACGGAAAAAUGGUGAAACAAGGACCACGUCCGCUCGUCAUCUGUGGGCCAUCGGGCUCGGGCAAAAGUACGCUGCUGAAGAAGCUGUUCAAGGAAUUUCCGGACACGUUCGGAUUCAGCGUUUCGCACACCACUCGCAAACCACGGCCAGGAGAGGAGAAUGGCGUCCACUAUCAUUUUGUCUCGGUGGAAGAGAUGCAGUCCGCGAUCGAGAAGGGCGAGUUUAUUGAGACGGCAGUAUUCAGCGGCAAUAUGUACGGCACCAGCAAAAAGGCAGUAGAAAACGUGCAGCACCAGGGUAAGGUGUGUGUGUUGGACAUUGAAAUUGAGGGCGUGAAACAGAUUCGCAACUCGGACCGAUUGAACCCACUGCUGGUGUUUGUGAAUCCGCCCUCGAUCGAGGAACUUGAGCGCCGGCUGCGUGGCCGUCAAACGGAAACGGAGGAAAGCUUACAGAAGCGUUUGAACACGGCACGCAAAGAGAUUGAGUAUGGCACGGAAGUGGGCAACUUUGACGUGGUCGUGCAGAACAACAACCUCAAGCAGGCGUACGAGGAUCUGCGCAACUUUAUCGUCAGGGAACUCGAAACCCAGCAAGGCCAAGGUAUCAAUGUUAGCCUGAACCGUGUGUUUGACGAGUGAAUUGGAAUGGCCGUCUUGUCUAACUUGUCUCUCCCAUCCGUGUGUUCCCCCCACCCCGAUCUGACAAAAACCGACCAAUCACACUUACGUACCUUUCAACCCGAUUGACUUUGUUGACGAUUGAAUCUGUCCGUUGAAAUGCUUAACCUAAAAAUUCCUCUCUAACACAAUGUAAACUUUCCUAGAAGAAAGUGUACAACUUUAACCACAUUUAGUGUUUAGUACAUUGCGCCAUAGCGAAACGAAAACAUGACUCCCGCAAGCGGUAUUAUACCGGUGCUAUGAAGCAAUUAUUAUUUACAACACCCCUCCAGCUAUAUCGCGAUUCAGGAAGAUAUACUUUAGAAGAGGUAAAAACCUAGUCGGUUCAAGCUGAAAAUUGGCACUUUACACCACCAACACACCGAUACCACCUAUUAUUAUGUUAGCACGCACUCGGCGAGCAAUUUGUACGAGUUUUGGACAAUUUUAACUUUUGUUAAGAUUUUCAGUAACUUUUUUUUUGUUCAAUUUAACCCCGGUUCGGUUAGAACGAUUAUGCGAAGAGAGUAAAUUUUGAUACAAUCAACACAGUAAGGGUUGAACCACCCUGUGCUGGCACCAACUAGCCACACAAGUGAGAUGAGUUAAAAACUAGGAAGUUCAUUUAUCGAUAGAGUAAAUCGAUUUAUGAUACUUCUCCCCUUCCCGAUACACCAAGGUUGAAUGCUAAAUUAAAAGCAAAACGAUAAAACAAUUCUGAGAUAAGCGUAAAAUACGAUACACACAUUCCAGUGUCAAAGAAAGCGUGUUUGUGUAGGUUUAAAUACUACCUGUUGAAAAAAGGAAACAAAGUUGUGAAACUUUCUGCGUCAAACAAAGAAAAGCAUUUAAAGCAAUCAAACAAUGAACCAUAUCCAACCUACUGUUUUUUUCCCCGAUACUCUUCCAAUCAAAGAAAAAUCCUAAAAAAAUCCGUAAACCGGUCAAUUUGAUUUAGCUAAACGUGACAUUCCAUGGUGUGUGUGUAAGAUGAGGUUAAUUCAUGAAAUUAAGGGCGCAAAGAAUAAUUUACACAACGCCCGCGCGCUCUUUUCUACUGUUUGAAAUUGUGAAUGAUAUUUGUGGGUGCUAACACACGCAAUCUUGGCCGUGUUUCUUAUGUUUUUUUUCUUCUUUUGCAUGUUGAACUAGUGUUUGCAUUUGCGUGUUCCGAUACGAUGCCGAUGAGCUACUAAUUAAUCUGUCCCCCUAGUUUUCGGACAGCUGACAAUGGCUUUGUUCGUGUUGCUGUGAAACUAACUACAAAACUAGCUUUACUCAGAAAAAAAGAACACAUUAAUGAAUCAAAAAAAUCUUUCUUCUAUCCCCCCCUCACCCCCCCCCCCCAAACCUUCGUUUAGAUGUAUUUCUUGUCACGUCAUUGGUUAGCAAUUACAAGACUCAUGAGGUUUAAGUGCGGUCGUUUCGGCUACCGGCUCCUUGUGGCUUCGCUUUCCAUACAGAGGAGUAGAACCUAAUUCCUGCAAUACAUUUUUCUUUACCUUUUCAACUUUUCAUCACUACACAUUCACAACCCCAAAAAAAACGAAAGUAAAUUCCGCCGUAUCGUUGUCGAUCGCGGCCAGGAAGAGCACUUUGAAGCACUAGCCACGUAAAGAAGGGAACCCCAUAGCAUAGCAUGCCUAAACUACCUUCCCAACCCCCCCCCCCCCAAACCAACAGGCCGCAUUGUCGCAGAAAUUCCAGCUUGUCGUUGAGCAGGUGUGCUUUUCCUGCGCGCGUUUAGUAGGUAAACGUAAUGUUAGUUUAAGGAAGUUUAACGCGCGUUUCUACACCUUCAUCCACUUAUCUCUGCUCGCUACCUGCCACACACACACAAGUCGUUUGUAUCGACGCAAUGCGCAAUGCUUUUUAUGUAUAGUUUUCGUGUGUGUUUUUUUACAAAGCAACAAAGAACAUCGCCGCCGACCUAUUUUUCUAUAAGCAAAGCUGGCACCCCAACCAGUAGCGGAGAAACUAUUUUCGUAUUUCCGUGUCAAAGCGGUGGCAAAAGCGUAGUGGUUUAGUGGAAAAUUGGCCUGUGAAACAGUUUAUAUGUUCAUUCAACGUAAUUGCCAAAAAAGAAAAACUACAAAAGAUGGCUGAAACACCCUAAAUGUUAGAAGAAUUACACAGAUGUUUAUAAAACGGUAUAGAACGCCUGUGCUAGGAAGUAGUAGUAGCAGCUAUACAUACAAUACGUGUUAGGUACCGCACCACUGUGUGUGUGUACCGGUAAUUGGCAGAUUUAUAAUGUUUACUCUACUCUGUUGUUUAAGGGAAAAGAAUAAUUGAAAUAUAUAUAAACCACACUAAUUCACAAAUAAAGAAAAGAAAAAGUGUAGUACAAUUA